GUCUGUUGUGGGCGGGGCCAGAACCCUCUGUGUCUGCUCCGCACUAACAGAGGAAGGACAGCUGCCCUCAGCAGCGGAGGAAGGGAAAGAAGAGCUGGUGCCAGAAUGCGUUAAGCGAUGGCUCGAACCCGAAUUUUAGCUCCAGUUCUCCGUCCGAGCCGCCCUGGAAGAAACAUGGCGUGAGACGAGACGUGUGACACUAAGUGCGAAGGCUGUCGGGGGAGUUUACUCGUAGCGGCAGACUGCGUGCUGCCGCUGCCUGGAAGUUUUUCCUCCUGUUGUUUCUCCGUCGGGGUGUCCCGACGGCGGCGGCGGAGGUGGCGGCGGCUCUCUCCCCGGAGCGGUGUCCCGGUCUGCCCAGCCCCAUGCAAAACGUAACGGCCCCUGGCGGCCCUGGCAACUCCAAUGUCACCUGCUCCUGCAACUGCACCGCUUCCCAACCACAGGGAAUGGAGAUAUCUGAACUGGAGUUUGUUCAGAUUGUCAUCAUCAUCGUGGUGAUGACAGUGAUGGUGGUGGUGAUCAUCUGCCUGCUCAACCACUACAAGCUCUCCACCUGGUCCUUCAUAACACGGCAGAGCCAGGCCCGCAGGCACGACCACGCCCUGCAGCAGGAUGGCUGUCUCUGGCCUUCAGACAGCGGAUCCCGACAAGGUGCCUCAGAGGUAUUAUACGCUCCCCAGGCCAGGGAUCGCUUCACCGCUCCCUCCUUCAUGCAGCGCGACCGCUUCAGCCGCUUCCAGCCCACCUACCCCUACAUGCAGCACCAGAUCGACCUGCCGCCCACCAUAUCGUUGUCAGACGGCGAGGAGCCCCCGCCGUACCAGGGGCCCUGCACGCUGCAGCUCCGCGACCCUGAGCAGCAAAUGGAGCUGAACCGGGAGUCAGUGAGGGCGCCGCCCAACCGGACCAUCUACGACAGUGACUUGAUCGACAUAGGGAACGGCGGCGGCCUGGUCGGGGCCGGGGGAGGUGGGGGAGGCCUGGGAGGAGGGGGCCCAAGGCCACCCAGCAGUAACUCUGGCAUCAGCGUGGCUAACUCCUGCAGCCACGGGCGCAUGGAGGGGCCCCCGCCGGCAUACAGUGAGGUGAUGGGCCAUUUCCCAGGCUCCACGUUCUUUUUACACCAGCACAGCAAUAACCAGAGAAUAGGGAGACCGGAGGAUCCGGGGGGACUGGGGAGCAGGACGAUCCAGCAGCAGGGCCAAUCAGAAAGCACAAUAGUACCUGCCAAGGCCAAGGAUGGCCAACCAGAGGACCUGGUGUGAGGAAAGGGGGAGUGGGGCAGGCGGGGGCCAAGCACCCCGGACUCAGCACCGUCUCCUAUGUUUACGGCUGACAUGGAAGUAUCGGCCUCUGUAUCGCUCUGUCGCUCUCAUGUCCUCUCUCCACACUCCCACGCACAAACAAAUCUCGACCCGAGCUACAGCAAAACAAGGAAGGAGAAACCCAGAGUUGAUUUCAUUUCACUUUCUAUCCAGCCGGCACCGCUGGGGAAUUUUUAUUUCCUCCUUCUCUUGGAGAGAGAGAGAAAAACUCUAGCUAGCACAGCCUUUGGGUUUUUUGCAUUCUAUGAAAUCUCUACCAUGGGGAUUGAGGAGAAAGUUCCUUUUUUCUUUUGUCUUUUUGAUUUGCUUUUCGGACCGGGAUCUGUGCACAACGCGAGAACUGAGAACCCAGGACAUACAGAGAACACAACAAAAAACAAAACUAAAGACUCACAAACCCAAAUCUUAGUGCCAAGGUUCACAAGGAAGCAAAGCAAAGAGGGCAAAUAACAUCUUCUAACAUUCACAACACAACAAAAAGAAAAGUUCCCUAAAAGUUGCACUAUCUCUUUUGUCGUAAGAGAGGAGGGACAUGAUGUCAUGUGAUGCUGAUGUUUGUGUUUUCAUUUUAUUUUUGUUGCAGGGUUACUCUUUGCUUUUUGUUGUUUUUUUGUUUUUUUUAGUCAAGGGUUUCUUUUCAAAGAUGGACUGACUGAAUGACUGACUGAAGACUCGCUCCAAAGUUGUCAAAAAA
Messenger RNA from Poecilia latipinna (sailfin molly), 2022 nucleotides. It is a transcript of the gene ldlrad4b, whose product is annotated as low density lipoprotein receptor class A domain containing 4b. Gene Ontology annotation, cellular component: early endosome membrane; Golgi membrane. Gene Ontology annotation, molecular function: R-SMAD binding. The record is from RefSeq and is a predicted model, not a curated record. The transcript is spliced from 4 exons. Gene Ontology annotation, biological process: negative regulation of transforming growth factor beta receptor signaling pathway. The coding region runs from base 366 to 1268 and encodes 300 amino acids. NCBI's taxonomy places the organism in Eukaryota, Metazoa, Chordata, Actinopteri, Cyprinodontiformes, Poeciliidae.